This is a messenger RNA of Pristis pectinata (smalltooth sawfish), 753 nucleotides long. It is a transcript of the gene trh, whose product is annotated as thyrotropin-releasing hormone. The coding region runs from base 1 to 753 and encodes 250 amino acids. Gene Ontology annotation, molecular function: thyrotropin-releasing hormone activity. Gene Ontology annotation, cellular component: extracellular region. NCBI's taxonomy places the organism in Eukaryota, Metazoa, Chordata, Chondrichthyes, Rhinopristiformes, Pristidae. The record is from RefSeq and is a predicted model, not a curated record. The transcript has 4 exons. Gene Ontology annotation, biological process: hormone-mediated signaling pathway.
AUGAGGUCGAUGUGGUUGCUGCUGUUGGUCGCCCUCACCCUCCACGACACGUCGUUGGUAGAGGGCCAGCGCACGGCGGCGGAGGAGCGGCCGGAAGGAGCGGCAGACCCGCUGAGCGAACAGCUUCAGAGAGCUGAGGCUGCCCUGAUUCGCUCCAUGCUGAUGGAGAUGGGACAAGAGGGAAUCGCCAACGACGCGGACUCGCCGCCAGCCGAACGGAUCUUCAAACGACAACACCCGGGGAAACGGUUGGAUGAAUUCGAGAAACGGCAGCAUCCAGGAAAACGGGAGGAGGAGGAGGAGGACGGUUAUCGGGCAGAGGAGAAAAGACAGCACCCAGGAAGGAGAGGCGUGGACGGGUGGUACUCCGAGGAGAAUGCGGCUCUAUCGAAGCGGCAGCACCCGGGCAAGAGAUUCCUGUUGUACGACCAGAGCCAGCAGCCCGUCCGCGGCGGAUGGGAGGCGCAGACCGACUCCGGGGAGAACGAAGCGUUGUUGCCAGUCAGACGGCACCAGGAGACAGCCAGCACCGGCAGCGAGCUCUCCUUCCCCUGUGACCUUCAAGACCCUGUGACUUGCAGUAAAGCUAGCUACCUGUUAGAGCUGUUAGGUGGUAAGACGGAGGUGAAGAGGCAACACCCCGGGAAGAGAUUUGUUUCAGAUGAGGACAUGGUAACAGGCAACCCAGAAUCAGAGAAGGGCGAGUUCUCACCGACCUCUGUGAACAAGAAGCUGGGUCGGAUAUGGCUUUGA